AUGGAGAUCUGACCAUUCGUGUUACUCACGCGCAAGUCACACGAGUGAAAAAAAAGAGAGAGAGAUAAUGGAUCGCCUUGAAUUCCGGAUCCGGAUCCGAAAAUAGCUGACCCGUUUUGAAGCGGUUUUACAUUUUCCCAAAUGAUAUGACCGUCUUUGGGCUCAAGGCUCUUUGGUGUCCCUUCGUAUUAUCGGCCUUUCCCGACGCUCUUCAUCUGGAAACUCGCGAUUCUUAGGGUUUACUAAGGGUUUCUCCUUCACUCUCACACACUCUCUCUCUCUAUCCAAACUCCUUCUCCACUCCAGAGCUUUCACUUCUCUCUCUCACUCGAACCUUGUGUUUUCGAUUUUUUUCCAUCCGCUGGUAUAAUGGAUAGAUACCAGAGGGUCGAGAAACAAAAACAAGCGUCUCCGAUUAACGAAAAUGAGAUCCGUAUCACCAGCAAAGGCCUUAUCCGAAACUACAUCAGCUAUGGCACCAGUCUUCUUCAGGAGAAAGGUGCGAAAGACAUUGUGCUCAAGGCAAUGGGGCAGGCAAUCAGCAAGACGGUGGCCAUCUCUGAGAUACUCAAAAGUAAAAUUCCAGGUCUGCAUCAAGAUAUUGCAAUCAGUUCUAUGAGCAUCACUGAUGUCUGGGAGCCUACUGAGGAGGGUCUUGUACCGGUGGAGUUGACGCGCCAUGUUUCCAUGAUUUCAAUCACAUUGUCGCUGAGUGAGCUAAACAAAGAUUCUCCUGGGUACCAAGCUCCAGCACAGGUAGAUCAGUCUAAGCCUCAAAAUCAGCCACAGCAAGAAAGACAAACCCGUCUUCCGUACAAUGGUUAUGGUGAAGGUGACGCCUAUUCUUAUGGUGGAGGGAGAGGACGUGGCAGAGGCAGAGGAAGAGGCAGGGGAAGAGGUGGAUAUGGAAACUACCAAGGGACUUAUCAAGGAAAGUACCAAGAGAACUAUCAAGAAGAUUAUCAAGAAAAUGAUGGCGGGUAUUCGAACUGGGGCAGAGGCCGUGGACGUGGUCGGAGCUAUGGUUAUCGUGGUGCUGGAUAUCAGGGUGGCAGAGGCGGCUAUGGUGGUGGGAGAGAUGGUGGGUACGGUGGUGGGAGAGAUGUCGGGUACGGUGGUAGGAGAGACGGUGGGUACGGUGGAGGGAGAGAUGACAGGUAUGGUGGAGGAAGAGAUAACAGGUAUGGUGGAGGAAGAGACGAUGGUUACGGUGGAGGCACAGAAGAGGGUUAUGGUGGAGGCAGAGACGAGGGAUUUGGCGGAAGAAGAGGUGGGUUUCGAGGUGGUCGAGGUGGCGGUAGAGGUGACAGGUAUGGUGGAGGCCAACGUGAUGGAUAUGGUGGAGGCCGACGUGAUGGGUAUGGUGGAAGUCAAGGUGACGGGUACGGUGGAGGUCAAGGUGACGGGUAUGGUGGAGGAAGAGACGAUGGGUAUGGAGGAGGUCGAGGUGAUGGGUAUGGUGGAAGUCGAGGAUAUGGCGGAGGAAGGGGCUAUGGUCGUGGUGGACGUGGAAGGAUGGGAAAUGGUGGUCGUUCAAGGGGUGGUGCUACUAACCAGAGCCAAUCCUAAGCUGUUUCAAUUCCCAUUCUCUAAGCUAAUAGUAUAUGGGCAAUUUGCUGCUGUUUUUUUCGUUACCUAAGAAAACCCUUAAAAUUAGUAGCACAAUCUACCGACCACGCCAAGGUUUUUCCUUUUAAAAUAUGCUUUGAAGGGUUAUGGUUAAGUUAUCUCAUCUUCUGUAAAUCUCCCUUUGGUAGUUUCCAUAUUAAAAUCCCCAAGGGAGUCUUAAGGAAUGGGCUCCUUUUUGUUUUCUUCUCUCCACAAAUUUCACAAGUGCAAAAUCAACUUGUGUUUGUUUUCGUGCUUUUUGUAAUUAAUUAUGCCACUUCAGUAUUUGUCAAUAUUGUGUUGUGGAGUAUAUUUUACUUCUAACAAUUCUCUUUAAAAAAGGAUUGUAAGU
Thlaspi arvense is the source of this 1960-nucleotide messenger RNA. The record is from the annotation of a GenBank genome assembly. Lineage: Eukaryota; Viridiplantae; Streptophyta; Magnoliopsida; Brassicales; Brassicaceae.